UAAAAGCUAUACCUCGGUCGCGUCACACACCCCCACACCGUCCCAUUUUCCAUCCACUUCCAUUCCAUUUCCUUCUCUUCUUCCAUUCCAUUCCGUUCUUCCCAUCUAUCAGCACAAUGGCCUCCUACUCUCGCGUCUCUCUUCCUCUCCUCCUCUCUCCUCCACCUUCCAAAAGAUUUCUUUCGAUGCCAACGUUUCUCUCGGCGAAGCAUUCUGGACACCAGCAUGCAGUUUCCGGCGCACAAAACGGUCGGCCAGGCUUCCUGCGGUAUGGAGUCAACUGUAGUUCAAUGGGAUGGGUUUGUUAUAAGUUUCUAAUAGCUACUGUUUUCUUUUCUUUUUUUUGUUUGUUUAAUUCUAAUUUUCUCGAGAACUGUGAUUACUGCAUUAGAUCUGUGAGCAGCAAAGGGUGUCCAGAAAUAGUGGUCCCAAAAUCGGUGCCGGUUCGUGUUGCUCACGAGCUCCUUCAAGCCGGUUAUCGCUAUCUGGACGUCCGGAAGGUGGAUGAGUUUAAUGCUGGCCAUGCAGUGGGUGCUAAGAACAUCCCUUACAUGCUCAAGGUUGGGUCAGGGAUGACAAAAAACCCUAACUUCUUGAAGGAAGUGUUAGAAGUUUUCAGAAAGGAUGAUGAGAUAAUCAUUGGAUGCGAGAGUGGGAGAAUGUCACUCAUGGCUGCAGCUGAACUUUCAUCUGCUGGUUUUACAGGCAUUACAGACAUUGCAGGUGGUUUUUCAGCAUGGAUACAGAAUGGACUCCCAAUCGAGCAGUGACACCGAUCAGGCCGGUACAUGUAUGGCUGUACAUGCUUCCAGGGUGGUAAAAUGAGACAUGAGGGGCAGCUUCUUGAUAAUGGUUUUGGAGAACAAAUACUUCAACCUGUCAUCAUCUAAUUUUCCUUCCUAAUAGUUGUCAGCCUCUUGGGCAGAAAUAAAAUGAUCCACUAGCAGCUAAUAAUCAGCAGAUGUGUGUAUAGAUUGGAAGUACAUCUGCAUGAAGAAACUCCAUUUGCUAUGGUAAAUUUCAUGAAACUAAUUAGGAAAUAUAUUUAGCUGUCUUUGGUGGUGUAUCUAAAUAUUUGCUUGCUUUAUAUUAUCGUGCAGAUAGUGAUGCUUUAUCAAAGUUAUAACCAAGUUAACAACUAA
Messenger RNA from Elaeis guineensis (African oil palm), 1142 nucleotides. The record is from RefSeq and is a predicted model, not a curated record. Lineage: Eukaryota; Viridiplantae; Streptophyta; Magnoliopsida; Arecales; Arecaceae.